Puma concolor (puma) is the source of this 735-nucleotide messenger RNA. RefSeq names its product small integral membrane protein 19 (gene SMIM19). NCBI's taxonomy places the organism in Eukaryota, Metazoa, Chordata, Mammalia, Carnivora, Felidae. The record is from RefSeq and is a predicted model, not a curated record.
UCCGGAAACCGGCGGGCCGGCAGGAAAUGACGAAGGCAGAGGUCGUCCAGGUCCGGUCGGUAACCGGGUCCCGCGCGUCCGGCCCCGACUCUGGGGAAAAGAGCCCCGAGCGGAGCAGCCUGGCCGCGUGCCGCCUCCGGAGCCAGCAGCCAGGAUGAAGACAAGCUCUGUAGGAAUACACCAUUUAUCAAGGGGCCCAUGAACAGAAUUUUGUGAGAAAUGGAAGCAAGAAACUAACCUGGCUCAGAUCCAUUCAGGUGUUAGAAAACAGCCCCAUGCCUGGAGGUUAUGGAGUGAUGGGUGACGAUGGCUCUAUGGAUUACAGUGUUCAUGAGGCCUGGAAUGAAGCCACCAAUGUUUACUUGGUAGUGAUCCUUGUUAGCUUUGUUCUCUUCAUGUAUGCCAAGAGGAACAAAAGGAAAAUUAUGAGGAUAUUCAGCGUGCCACCUACAGCAGAAACUUUAUCAGAGCCCAGCUUUUAUGACACAAUAAGCAAAAUUCGUUUAAGACAGCAACUGGAAAUGUAUUCCAUUUCAAGGAAGUAUGACUAUCAGCAACCACAAAACCAAGCUGACAGUGUGCAACUCUCAUUGGAAUGAAAUGACAGAAAAUGAACAACAUAAGUAAUUGUUCAACAGUCUGGUAGCAAGCUCCUAAAUGUACUAAAUCAUGAACAGCAUUUUUUUUUAACCCUAUCUCCAUAAAAUCAUUUUACUUGUGACUUUCUUCCAGUUU